CAUAGGGUUACUUCCAGAUUAUUCGAUAGCUACAGCGAGGAUGACAGGCGUGGCCUUGUUCGUCAUGCCGCGAGGUCACAGGUGAAACAGGACAUCUAUGUGGGGUCACAGGCAAGCGCAACCUCACUGGCGAUGACCUUCCAUAGUGUGCACUCGUCGCACCGCGAGGUCAAGGGCGAGACGAGACCUCUCUGCGAGGUCACAGGAGAGCACAACCUCGUCGCCGACGACCUUGCUUGGGGCCGCGAGGUCAAGGGGAGAUGGGACUUCUCUAUAAGUUCAAGGCCGAAACAAGACCUCUAUGCAAGGUCGCGGGCGAGCACAACCUAGCCGGCAACGGCAUCGCGCCGCAAGGUCAAGGGCGAGAAGGGACCUCUCUGUGAGGUCGUGGGUGAGCGUAUCUCACCAGCCACAGCCUUGCCUUGCGCGCGCUUAUCGUGCAACGAGGCUACGGGGAGAUAAGCGACUUCCCUCAUGUUUGCGAGCAAUGCGCGACCUCACCCGAGGCCACGGGCAAGGCAUAAUCUCUCUGAAAGGUCGCAGCCACGGCCUCACACCUUGUCUACGACCUUGCGGCGAGGCAGCGAUCAUGACCUCGCCACAGGAAGUCAGACAACAAAGAGGUCAUGAAUAUACUCCAGAAAAUCCCAAAAUUGAAGGAAAUUACUCUCAUCAUUUUUAUCUGAGCUGUACAUACGAAUGGAGGGAAAGAAGUGACACUUGCCCAGUUUGUGGAAAGGAGAUGCAAUUCUGUGAGAGCCCCUAAUGAAGAGCUUCAGUGCAGAGAUUGCUGAGCAUUUGUUACUUGAGGAAGUACCAACAAACGAGCUGCAUUCCAUCGUCAAUAUGUUCCGGCAUCUCUCGCAAGAAUUGUUGCAGCCCUGUUGUUGUAUUGAUGCACUCUAUUGUUGCGAUGAACAACAAAAAUAUCACAGAUAAGAACAAUUAACAUUUUUUAAAAUUGUUCAUAAUCAUAGGCCUUAUUUCCAAUGUCUUAAACAUAUUGGUUGUUUGCUUUUUUCUUUCAGGUAAUAUAUAAUAUUUUUAUAAACAAAGUGCAAAAUCUGGUCCAUAUCUUGUUUAUUGCGUAUCCAUGCCCUGCAAUGGCAGUUUCUUCUAAUAGACUUGUAAUUUGAUAUUAAUUUUCACCAUGGUUGAUUGGGGCAAAAUCCUUGUGGUUAGUGGGAUUUCAUGCAUCCUUCAUUUUCUUCUCAACUGUGUGGAUUUACCUAAUGUUCUAAUAGCAUAAUGCUGGUGUUGAAUCAACAGUACACCAAUCUCAUCUGUCCUUUGAUACCGUUUCCUUAUUGUGUUACCUGCAGAGAUCCAAUCACAAUACCCAAAGAAAAGAGAUAUGUUUCAUGCUCUGAUUUCGUGAUGAUUUCGGCUACAUCUUCCAACUUUUGCGUCUAGACUGAUGGAGACAGUGCACUUUCUGGGAACCACAAUUGGAGGAAAUUGAACACAUUCACCUGCCUAUCCUUUGCGUUGCUUGGUCUUGUGUAGAAAGAUUGUUCGACAAAGCAGUAUAUAAUAUGUCCAAUACCAAAAGAUGGCUCGAGGACUGGAGUGAAAACCCAUUGAUAUUCUUUCUUCUCCAAGCCAACUGAAACAAUGUUUUUCUUGAUAGAAACAUGGAAAUCCACUUCAUUUUUUUUUCUCAA
This is a messenger RNA of Zingiber officinale, 1664 nucleotides long. RefSeq lists its product as uncharacterized. The transcript has 3 exons. Bases 302 to 766 code for a protein of 154 amino acids. NCBI's taxonomy places the organism in Eukaryota, Viridiplantae, Streptophyta, Magnoliopsida, Zingiberales, Zingiberaceae. Gene Ontology annotation, molecular function: ubiquitin-protein transferase activity. The record is from RefSeq and is a predicted model, not a curated record.